Molecule: messenger RNA, 987 nt
Organism: Pochonia chlamydosporia 170
Lineage: Eukaryota; Fungi; Ascomycota; Sordariomycetes; Hypocreales; Clavicipitaceae
Exons: 1
Coding region: 1-987 (328 amino acids)
Source: RefSeq, a predicted model, not a curated record
AUGCCAGUGACGCCAGUGACCAAUCGUGAAAUAACACCGACCAGCGGUUCCCUGACCAUGGCCGCUGACUACUUGAACGGGCAACAACCCACCUUGGACAAGAUCCGGACAGGUCUUGCCCUCUUCGCCGUCCUAAUCAUUGUCCGUUUCUCGUUGCAGCGUCUAUAUGCUCUGAUACGAAGGAGUAGAUUGCCAUCAUCACCAUCUGAAAUCCAAGGCGCCUCGCAAGCCUCGGUUCACUUACAAGACCCCCGUCGCCCAGCCUGGCUAUUCGAUGAGAAGUCUCCCAGCGCGAGGUUUAUCAACAACAUGAAGGACAAGGACGCUGUAACCAGAGACGGCGAUGGCAUGGCUGCAAAGGCCAAGCUCACCAUUGAUCCAAACUGGAGUUCAGGCGCUGAGGCAGUUCCCAGACAGUUCAUCUCUCGGCUCCCGCCUGCGCCACCACUAACACCGCCUGAGCUGAGCUCGGCCGUGUUCAACAUUGCACCAGGCCAGCCUCACGCUGUCGACAGUUUCAUGCACCAGCCGAACCCAGACUACAUGAGCUCGACUACGUCGGUCAUAUCACAGCCUGAUUCAAAUUUGCCAUCUACGCCUCGACGGAGAUCCUACCAGAGGACCCUGCCCAUUGGAAUUCCCACUCCUCAACAGUCCUUCAAGGCUGACGUGGAUUCCUUCUCGCCCAGCUCGUAUCCGCCCACGAGCCCGCUUUUGCCACCGCCGCCUCCUGGCGCAGCCGAGGUUUUUGGCGAUGGCCAAGGUCACCGAGAAGUGAACAUCCAAGGCGAGAUCAUUUCGGCCUUGGACAAUGAAGGCGCGGGUUGGACUCGCCAUACACGCGUUUAUGGCGGUGGUGUGUGCCUGGCAUGUGCGGCUGCGGGAGGUGAGCACGGUGGUGGUUUCUACGGCGCAACGGUGACACCAGAGGAAAUGCGACAGGAUGCUUACUCGAGAAGAGGCGGCGGCGUCUUUGUACAGUCUUGA